Moesziomyces antarcticus is the source of this 1178-nucleotide messenger RNA. RefSeq lists its product as uncharacterized. The record is from RefSeq and is a predicted model, not a curated record. The transcript is spliced from 3 exons. NCBI's taxonomy places the organism in Eukaryota, Fungi, Basidiomycota, Ustilaginomycetes, Ustilaginales, Ustilaginaceae. The annotation marks the transcript as partial.
AUGUCGCCAAAUGCUCCACCCCCCAGCAUGAAUCCAGCGAACAAUCGGUCAGCCCCCAAACAGGGCACUCAAGAACUGCCAAGUCGACCUGGCUCAGCAGCCUCGGUGGCUUCUUCCAGAGCCAGCUUCCGCAUCCCGGGCAUUCAGGCUUUGGCACCGAACGCUUCUCGACAGUCAACGCCGUCAGAUCCCAGCUUCGUGAUGCCUGCCUCUUAUGUUCGUCUAUUCACCCCAGAUACGGACGCGCAGGCUACAUCGCAGUCUCGAACUCUUCACAUGCCUUCCCGCCAGAAUGUAGACUGGCUCAACACGCGUAGCGCCCCGCCGCCCAGAGAGUUUCUCGAAAGAUCACAAACCCCUCGAGAACUUCCACGGCCUCUCCAAGCUGAUCAGCGGCCUCACAACCAGGGACAAAAUGCUGCGCCUGAAGUUCUUCGUCAAUCGGGCCCACCAGACGAACCGCUGCGUCCCUUUACCGCCUCCUCCUACCAUCGAUCCAGGCUUGUCACCGCCGACGGUUCGUCCGGCAACUACAUCUGUGCCGUCCUUGAAAAUCGCGGAAUCGGCCGCGAAGUUGGCAUUGCUUCAUUGGAGCGGGACACAGGCAUGUGCGUGAUCACCCAGUUUGCAGACACGCCCACUUACGUCCGUACCAUCCAUCACAUGUCGCUCUACCCGCCGAGCGUGCUCCUGGUUCCGGCUUCAGGCGUGGCCUUUCGCACCGGACCAUCCUCCGCGUCGUCUUCACGCGCAUCCAAGCGUAUCAAGAUCCGGGAUCAAGGAGCAAGCGAGCCAGACCUUGAAGAUGCUCCAACGUCAGACUACAGGAAUGGCACUUCCGUCCUGAUCCGCUGCCUAGAAGAGCUCUUCGACAUCCAGGCUUCUCCCAUCCCGCGCAGAUCCUGGGAUUACCAAGAGGGCGCACGCUAUCUCGAUCGCCUCCUGGUCGAUGACAUUGACCAAGCGAAUGAAGCCAAGGAGAUCGAUCACAGGCUAUCAUCGCGCGACCGUCAGAUUGCUCCCCUUGCCAGUCAAGAAUCAGAGCGUCCUGCAUCGUCGCGUCCUCAGACGGGCCUUGCUUCGCUCGACUCCAGCGCAAAGGCCUCGACGCGAGCAGCGAUUCUCGUGGCGGUCGCCGACAAGUAUUUCCUUCUUUCGGCAGUGGCCGCACUAUUCGA